This is a messenger RNA of Magnolia sinica, 2133 nucleotides long. RefSeq names its product subtilisin-like protease SBT4.3. The transcript has 9 exons. The record is from RefSeq and is a predicted model, not a curated record. Gene Ontology annotation, molecular function: serine-type endopeptidase activity. The coding region runs from base 7 to 2133 and encodes 708 amino acids. Lineage: Eukaryota; Viridiplantae; Streptophyta; Magnoliopsida; Magnoliales; Magnoliaceae. Gene Ontology annotation, biological process: proteolysis.
AUAAAAAUGCAGGUGUACGUCGUGUACAUGGGAGCCCUACCGGAGAGCCAGUAUUUUGCCCAAUCUCACCACCUCAGCAUUCUAGGACAAGUUCUAGAUCGCAGCUCUGCAGCAGAUUCCUUGGUAUAUAGUUACCAGAGAAGUUUCAACGGAUUUGCCGCCAGGCUUACACAUCAAGAGAAACAAAAGAUUGCAAGUAUGGAAGGUGUGGUGUCUGUGUUCGAAAGCAAAGCUCAACAGCUUCAUACAACAAGAUCAUGGGAUUUCAUGGGAUUUCCUGUCACUGUGAAACGAAAUCCAACGGUGGAGAGUGAUUUAAUAGUCGGUAUGCUUGACACUGGAGUAUGGCCAGAGUCCGAAAGCUUCAGUGGCGAUGGAUUUGGCCCACCUCCAAAGAGAUGGAAGGGCACUUGCAAAUCUGCCGGAAAUUUCACAUGCAACAAUAAGUUGAUCGGAGCUCGAUUUUAUCCAAUCGACCCAAAAGAUAAGAGUGGUACAGCCAAGGAUGAUGAAGGACAUGGGACCCACACGGCUUCCACUGCAGCUGGCCGUGAAGUGAAGGGUGUAAGCCUUUUUGGCUUAGCCCAGGGGACUGCAAGGGGAGCUAUGCCAUCUGCAAGGAUCGCUGUCUACAAGGUCUGUUGGCCCUUUGGUUGCUUUGAUCAUAGCAUCCUGGCCGCAUAUGAUGAUGCUAUUGCCGACGGUGUCGAUAUUCUCUCACUUUCGUUGGGGUCAAAUGUUCCAAAAACACCAUAUGAUGAAGAUCCGGUUGCAAUCGGUGCUUUUCACGCCAUGCGAAAAGGUAUCCUCACAUCACAAUCUGCCGGUAAUAGCGGCCCAGAUCCUUCAACACUACUGAGCAAUGCCCCAUGGAUCUUAACGGUGGCCGCGAGCAGUACUGAUCGAAGGCUCAUCAACAAGAUUAAACUUGGAAGUGGCAAGUCUUUUGUGAGUAAUGCUAUCAGCACAUUCAAGUCGGGUGGAAGGACACAUCCUUUGAUCUACGGUCCUUUGAUCUACAGUGGGAAUGCUUCUGGUGGUUGCAACGAAGGAGGGGUUAAGGGUUGUUCUGCUGGCUGUUUGGAUGAAAAAUUAGUAAAAGGGAAGAUUAUUGUAUGUGACACACAGAAUUAUGGCCGAGAACCAUUUGUUGCAGGGGCAUCUGGAAUGCUAAUGCCAAUACAACAAACCGAUUUCUCUUUUGUUUAUCCAUUGCCUUCUGGUAUUGUAAGCAACGAAGUGCUUGAUGAAGACAUCAUAGUAUACAUAAACUCCACAAAAAAACCAAAAGCCACCAUAACAAAAACUCGGGCCAUCUACGACUCUGCAGCUCCCGUCGUUGUCUCGUUCUCAUCGAGAGGGCCAAACACAAUCUCGAGAGACAUUCUCAAGCCGGACAUAAGCGCUCCUGGAGUGGACAUCUUAGCUGCAUUUUCACCUUUUGUUUCAAUCUCUGAAGUGGACGAAGAUUCAAGAUCUGUGAAGUAUAGUAUAUUAUCUGGAACGUCCAUGGCAUGUCCCCAUGCUACCGGUGCAGCUGGAUAUGUGAAGUCGUUCCACCCGAAAUGGUCGCCGGCAGCCAUCAAGUCUGCUCUCAUGACCACUGCUUCCUCAAUGAAUGGCAACAUGACUAUAUUCGCCUACGGUGCGGGCCACAUCAAUCCGGUCAAGGCCACCGACCCCGGCCUAGUCUACGAUACCGAAGAAGCCGACUACAUAAAAUUGCUAUGCAAUGAAGGUUACAACACGACGAAGAUAGGGCUCAUAGCAGGGCAUAAAAUCACAUGUCCCACCACAAACAGGGCCACAAAGGAUCUUAAUUACCCUUCAAUGACAAUGUGGAUCCAAGAAACUGGUCCAUUUACAACAAGUUUCUCUAGGACGGUCACCAAUGUGGGGUCCACCAAUUCAACAUAUAGGGCGACGAUUAACUCGCACCCUCAACUCAAUGUCAUUGUUAGCCCUAACGUGCUAAAGUUCAAGGCAUUGGGUGAGAAGCAGAAAUUCGUUGUGAUGGUCACUGGGGUGGUGACAAAUGACGGUCCAUCAGUUCUAACCAGUUCGAUUGUAUGGUCUGAUGGUGUCCAUAAUGUGAGGAGUCCUAUAGUUAUGUAUUCAAGCAAUGCGAUGUGA